GCCCAUUAAUAAUAGCCCAACAAAUUUUCUGCUUCCUACACCCCCAAAACAGAAAACAAGUAAAACUGGAAAAACAAAACAAACUAUUAUUCAUUUCUUCACCACUCACCGUCGUUCUUCCACCUCUCGUUCACCUCUCACCGGAAACCGUCGCCGUUAACCAUCGCCGUCGUUCUUCACCACUGUAUCAAUCGCAUCAUUUCUCAAGGUCGUCGUUCUCCACCACUGUCUUGAUUUCCCCACCAUCGUCGUUCUUCCAAUCGUCGUUCUUCACCUUCCACCACCAUCGGAAACAACCUCCACCACCGGAAACACUAGCCGCCGUUCUUCAUCAACACAAGGUCGUCAUUCUUCACCACCGGAGACACCGUCGUUCACUACACCAGCUCUUCACCACCACCGUCGUCGCCGUUCACUUCCAACACCGUCGUUCACUUCCAACGCCUUCGUUCACUACAACAUCUUCAACAAACAGCAACAUGUCGAAAUCAAAUCAGGUUAACAAAUCUAACGACGGGGGGCCAAUUCCAAACUUCAGUAUUGGACUUACGCAAUUAGAGCAAGAGCAAGCAUCUGAUAAAGGAAAAAAAAAGGGUAAAAAGAUGGAAAAAAGGGUUAACAAAUCUAACGACGGGCCAAUUCCAAACUUCAGUGUUGGACUUACGCAAUUAGAGCAGGAGCAAGCAUCUGAUGAAGAUAAAGGAAAAAAAAAGGGUAAAAAGAUGGAAAAGAAGAUGGAAAAAAGGGUGAAAAAAAGUAAAGAGUUAGAGCCAUUGCCAUCAUUCAGUAUUGGACUAACUCAAAUGGAAGAGGAGGGCAGGAAUGAAGAGGCUAAAAGUUCAGAUGUGGAAGAUGAGGAAAAUGCAAAGCAAAGACUGAGGCAUAAGAUGAGUAUACCUAAGGUAUAUGAUCUUAUGAAUUCAGUAAAUGGCAAACAAAGAAAGGAUGAGAUCAUUAACGUAUUGAAUGAAAGUGGCUUUGGGGGAAUGGUUCAUAUCUGGAACUGGAGCAGAGUCCAUACUUUCUUUGUGGAUUGGAUAGUUAAAAACUUUGACAAAGAGAACAUGUGGAUAACAUUAAGCAAGACCGAGGUACUUCCAUUGAAAGAGGAAGAUGUACAUCGGGUCUAUGAGCUUCCAAUGGUGGGGAAGCAGAUUAACCUUGAUCUCUGCUCUGUGGAAGCAAUUAAGAGAUUGAGGAUAGAAUUAGGGCUGAAUGGAAAUUAUUCUGCUUCUGUGAGGGUGACUGAUUUGGAGAGAAUAUUGAAGACUCAAGAGAAUCCAAAAGCUUGGGUGAAGGGUGCAAUAUGUUUUAUCAUUCACAAAAUUUUGUGCCCAACUAAUAGUAGCUUCGUAUCUCUCCAAUAUGCGCACAUAUUAGAAGAUCCAGCCGGGGUAUCUUCUUAUAAUUGGUGCUCACAUGUUCUUGAGUAUAUGAAAGAAGGCUUGCAAACUCCAGAAGUUGCAAAUCCAUUAGCGGACUUCCACUUUCUAAUGAUUAAUUACUUGGAGAAAAUGGGGAAGAGAAGCCCAUUCCUGACAGGAAAAUACAAGCGGCCUUCACUUCGUGAUUGGGAUGUCAAGGCGGCAAACCAAGACCUUCAGAAGGUCCAUGACCUUAUGGGACUCGAGCAUGGACUGACAGCCGGGGUAACCAGACUGUAUAACACCAAUGAAGGUCCGCAUGUAAUGUGUUUUGAUGCAGAUACCUGUCCACUCUCUAAGGCAAAAAUGCAUCUUGAUCAUUGUAGGUCUUGUAUACGGAUCUACACCUCAGCUGCGGAAACCUUGGAAAGAAGAAUAGCUGAGGGAAAUGUUGGAACUUCUGUGGAAAAUGAUGCAGUUAAUGGAAAGGAUCCAAUGGAAGUGGAACCUGAGAGGGAGAAAGGACAGGAUCAGAAUGAAUCAUUCAUACCACAAACAAGCACUCGAGGGGGAGAAAGGUUGAAUAAUGACAAAGAUGUAGCAGAUGAAAUUGAUGCCAAAACACUUGAUGAAUCAGUGAGGAAAGCAUGCAAUAUUGAUCAUUCUUUUACACAGGAAACAAUCUUGAAGUAUCCUGAGUUUUUUGAUGAUGGGGGAGAAGCUUCGAAUGCAAAGGAAUCAGUUAAGCCACAAUUUGAAAAAAGCAAUGUGAGGGAGGUGGAGAAACCAGAGAAGUUUCAAGAGUUUUUUGAUGGGGGAGAAGCUUCGAAUGCAGGUGAAUCGAUUAAAACAGAAUGUGAAGCAAGCAAUGUGAAGCAAGCAAACUUGAUGUCAGAGGAGAACCCGAAGGAGCAUAAGCCUUUGGAACCUAACAAACACUGUGUUAUAGAAGCAAUUCCGUUAAGGUCGGUGUUUCCAGAUGCAAUAAUCGACUUGGAUAAUGUCCAAACUGUGCAGACAAAGAAAAGAAAGAAGCAUGAUAUGCUUUAUUCCGGUGGCACAUACCCUGAGCGUAGGAGAGCUGUGAAGAAAUCAAAAUACCUUGCAAGCCCCUACGAUGAAGCUAUCUAUGAGUCAAAUGCAAGUAAGAUGCAGAAGGACAUAUCAACAUUUGCAUGGAGCAUUUCACAUGAUGAGGAGGAGCUUUUAUAUUGCUCGGAUAACAAGGCUCAUGCUUUCAGUCUACAAAGGAGAGACUUGUGGUCACUUCAAAAAGACGAAUGGGUGUCAUGCUUUGUGAUAAAUGCCUGGGUCGAUUGCUUAAACUGGAGUCAACCAAAUGCAAAAAUGACACGGCUGGUUACACCAUUCCUAAAUUAUGUUGACUUGCAAAGACCUGAUGAAAACCAUUGUAAAAGAUUCAUUGAAAGACUGAGAAACUUCAAAUACAUGGAUUGGAAGGCUAUUGACCCUACAUGUUUAGAAUAUAUAAUGACGCCAGCACUCAUUGGAGAUCCGGGUUUUCAUUAUGCAUGCUUCGUUGUGAAUUUGAAGAGUCAAAAAUUUCAAUUCCUGAACAGCUUGAAAGGAGAGACAUUGAACAUGAAAAAUGGCGAAGCAACUGUGUACAAGAAGAUGUUUGAUGUGUGGCUGAAGGAGGUGGAAGCAUUUGUGAUAGAAUUGUAUAGGAAAAGAAAAAUCACAAUGCCUUUCCAGUUUAGCACUUUCAAGUGGGAAACACCAAAGAUGCCCAUUCAAUGUGAUAAAGACAGUUGUGGGGUCUUUUGUAUGAAGUUUCUUGCUGAAUGGGAUGGUGGCAAUACUGAAAUGGAAUCCUUCAAAGAUUGGUCCAAAAUGAGAAAGCUUGGGAAGAACGGGAGGGUUGCAAAAACAAUGGAUUUGAGAAUUGAAAUUUGUUCAACAAUAUUAAGCGACUCAAGCAAUAGCAAAAGAACCUAUGUGGAGAAGGCUGCAACUUCAUACUAUAAAGAAUUGCUUCAAAAGCUAACACCGGAUUAGUGUUAAUGUUUUUUUUCUAUUGAGUUUGUAUAAAAAACAAAUAUUGUUGAACAAAUUUAUGAUGUUUAUGAUGUUUAUGAAUUUCUGAAUCUGUGUUAAUGCUUCAAAAGAUGUUUAUGAAUUUCGAUGAAUUUGCUCAAAA
Molecule: messenger RNA, 3525 nt
Organism: Medicago truncatula (barrel medic)
Lineage: Eukaryota; Viridiplantae; Streptophyta; Magnoliopsida; Fabales; Fabaceae
Exons: 13
Coding region: 480-3383 (967 amino acids)
Biological process (GO): proteolysis
Molecular function (GO): cysteine-type peptidase activity
Source: RefSeq, a predicted model, not a curated record